AUGAAGUCGAGCGCUGAGGACGAGCCGACAGCGGGGCGCUGCACGCCGUCAGAUCAUCUCGAGCCUGAACUCGAGUCUGUGACAGAUUCUGUGGGCGAGACGUUCAGACCGCCGAUGUUUGGCUCUCGCGUUAUUGGAGUUUCUUCCUCUGAGGAUUUCUACGUCAUCCGAAAUGGUCGACUGUCUCAGCCUGAUGAUCCACUGCAGCCGGGUGCCAUCUAUCACCUGGAGCCCCGCCUCUGUGGAGGGAAAGGAGGGUUCGGCUCCAUGCUGCGAGCGCUGGGCGCUCAGAUCGAGAAGACGACGAACCGGGAGGCCUGCAGAGACCUGAGUGGCCGACGCCUCCGAGACGUCAACCACGAAAAAGAGUGAGAAUCACAGAGCCGGCGUUACACCAUUGUAACCACCUACACCUGCUCAGAGAACAACAACAGCAACAGUAAUAACUAUAACAACGACAAUAACCAGAACAACAACUACAACAACUACUACUACUACUACUACUGCAACAGUAAUAAUUAGAACAAUUAGAACAAUAUCUAUAACAACAACUAUAAGAAUUAUAACAACAUCAACUAAAAUAACUAUAACAACAACAACAGCUAUAAUUAAAGCUGCAAGCAGCAAUGAGCGGGCCCUCGCACCUCCAUGCACGUCGGGGCUACUGACAGGACGCGAUGUCUUUCUAUGAAAGCAGAAAACUGGAUGCAGCAGAGAAUAAGUGUUUCCUCCAUGAGCUACGCAGCUGGAUUGCAGAUUGGAUCAUCUACAACAGAGUUUUAAUCAGCUUCCUUUUUUAGUGGCGAAACACCUAAAUUCUAGGCCUCAUAACGUCCACACUGUUAAACAAAGACGAUACACGAUUCGAUUUUUAUUGAUCCAGUUGCUACGACAUCAGUUUCAGUUAUGUGUGUAGUCAGAAAUACUUAGAUAAUUCAUUUCAAUACCUUAAUUUAUUGA
This is a messenger RNA of Plectropomus leopardus (leopard coralgrouper), 960 nucleotides long. The record is from RefSeq and is a predicted model, not a curated record. Lineage: Eukaryota; Metazoa; Chordata; Actinopteri; Perciformes; Serranidae.